Teleopsis dalmanni is the source of this 1059-nucleotide messenger RNA. Its product is annotated as pyrroline-5-carboxylate reductase 3-like. Gene Ontology annotation, biological process: L-proline biosynthetic process. Gene Ontology annotation, molecular function: pyrroline-5-carboxylate reductase activity. Bases 202 to 1038 code for a protein of 278 amino acids. The record is from RefSeq and is a predicted model, not a curated record. The transcript has 4 exons. NCBI's taxonomy places the organism in Eukaryota, Metazoa, Arthropoda, Insecta, Diptera, Diopsidae.
AAUGAAUUAGCAAAAGUCAUAAAAGUAAUCAGUAGGCAGAUUGCCUAUAAAUUAUUCCUAAGCAAAUAAACAAAAACAGCAAAAACGUGUGCUCAAACACAAAACGAAAAAAGUGUUUUUGUGCCAAUAUUCAAAAAAAAAAAUUUAUUAUUUUUUGACACUAAAAACUCUUACAAAAAAGCGUCAAGCGUUUACAGCAAAAUGGCAAAAUUGGAUGAAAAAAUUGGUUUCAUUGGUGGUGGCAAUAUGGCCUUUGCCAUAGGAGCCGGUCUUAUACAACGUGGCAUAGUAAAAGUAGGACAGGUGUUAGUGUCUGGACCUAAUCUAGAAAAUAUGAUACGUUGGCGUGAUUUAGGUGUUGCAAUCACCGAGCGCAACUAUGAAGUAGUGGACAAGGCAGACAUUAUAUUUAUUUGCGUGAAGCCACACAUUUUAACGCCUUGUGCGGAACAUCUACGUAGUGAAUAUACAUCAACAUCGAAGGAUAAGGAUAAGUUGUUUGUCUCGGUUUUAGCGGGUGUCAACUUACAGACACUGGAAGAGAGCUUUUCAUUUAUUAACAGUCUGAAGAUGAUACGCACCAUGCCAAAUACUUCAAUGCAAGUGGGUGAGGGAUGUACAGUGUACGCUGCUGGCUCAUACGUUAAGCAACAAGAUUUGGAAAAAAUACACCUAAUGCUCAACUCUUUGGGUAUUGCUCAACAAGUGCCAGAAUCUAUGAUUAAUGCAGUUUCUGGACUAGCAGGCUGUGGUCCUGCUUAUGUUUAUACAGUUAUAGAAGCGCUAGCAGAUGGUGCUGUUAAACAGGGCGUACCUAGACAAAUGGCUUCAAUUUUUGCUGCGCAAACCCUACUAGGCGCAGCUAAAACCGUUUUGCUUACUGGCAAACAUCCUGCAGUGCUCAGAGAUGAAGUAUGUUCUCCUGGUGGGGCAACCAUUGUUGGUAUACAUGAGCUCGAAAAGGGCAAUUUAAGAGCAACACUUAUGAACGCAGUGGAGCAAUCUUCGAAGCGUUGUGAAGAACUUGGCAAAAAAUAAAUGCACAAGACGAAAGUGAAU